Messenger RNA from Coregonus sp. 'balchen', 17385 nucleotides. Lineage: Eukaryota; Metazoa; Chordata; Actinopteri; Salmoniformes; Salmonidae. The record is from the annotation of a GenBank genome assembly.
AUGAAGGCUGUCUGUUCCUCCAUCAAUGAGGCCAAGAGACAGAUGGAGAAACUAGAGGUGCUGGAGGAGUGGCAGUCCCACAUCGAAGGAUGGGAGGUAGGUUCACAUGUACUCUACAAUACACCAUACUGGCUAGUACCUAUAGACUUAGGGUAGUGGAGGAGAAACUAAAGGUCCUAGAAGAGUGGCAGUCCCACGUCGAGGGAUGGGAGGUGGGUUCACAUGUACAAUACAAUAUACUAUAUAGUACACCAUAUUCAGAUCCCACCGAUGCCCACAUCCCCUUUAAGACUUGCUGAAGCCAACUGUGAAAAAGAACAUUCCUACUUUAAAAUCAAAGUACUGCUAUGAACCUGAUGAUGAUUAGAGUAGUCACCUUAAAGCGUGAGAGGAUUUAACAAGAUGGUUGGUCCGGCCAGGCAGAAACUAUUGGGGUAUGUACUGUAUGUGUGAAUAUUACAAAACAUUGUUUGGCAGGGAAUUUACUUCACAUUCACCAGGCCUCGGCCGGCGAUAGUUUUCUAAAUUCAUGCUACCAAUCAAGUCUUAAAGGGGAUGUGGGCAUCGGUGGGAUCUUAAUGGUGCUGAUUGUAUGUCAGGGGCCUGGCGCCUGGGCUUCUUAUGAAAUGUACUUGGCUUAACACUGCGUCCCAAAUGGCACCCUAUUCCCAUAUUAUAGUGCACUACUUUUGACCCGGGCCCACCCAUAGGGCUCUGGUCAAAAUAAGUGCACUUUAUGGGGAAUAGGGUGCCAUUUGGGAUACAUACAGAGAGUGACAGAGAGUGCCCAAGACAUCGAUCAUCCAGUGCUGAAAGAAGGCUUCUUAACAACACUAGGCCCUUGUCAGCUUAAGAGUCAGCUUAAUUUUGAAGAGUCAUGUUUUGAUGACCAUGAUUUUGAUCAGUUAUGAUAAAGAUGGCUGUGGUUUAGAUCAGUUAUGAUAGAAGAUGGAUGUGGUUUUGAUCAGUUAUGAUGGAAGAUGGCUGUGGUUUUGAUCGGUUAUGAUAAAGAUGGCUGUGGUUUUGAUCGGUUAUGAUAAAGAUGGCUGUGAUUUUAAUCAGUAAUGUUAAAGAUGGCUGUGGCUUUGAUCGGUUAUGAUAAAGAUGGCUGUGGUUUUGAUCAGUAAUGUUAAAGAUGGCUGUGGUUUUGAUCAGUUAUGAUAAAAAACGGUUCUAGGUUUUCCAGAUCUGUCUAGAGAGGUCAGCUCCGUGCCUCUGUGUUGUUUUAUGGGACUUGUUGACAACGGAGUGUGUUGUUAGAGUGUAAACUGUGAAUGCAGGCCUGCCAGGCUUUCUGGGUUGCAUCCCAAAUGGCACCCUAUUCCCUAUAUAGUGCACUACUUUUGAUCAGGGACCAUAGGGAUUCCCAUUGGGCUCUGGUCAAAAGUAGUGCGCUAUGUAGGGAAUAGGGUGCCAUUUGGGACUCAGCCCUGGUGCACAACAAAACACACCACAGAAUCAGAAACAGUUGGAUAAUCUUUUAUGAGCAAAAUGUAACUGGAAUGUCUUCUUAUAAAAGACAGAUGCAGCCUGAAAUAAAAUUAUCGUGACUCAGAUUCAUUUCGUUUUUUCUUUUGUGGACGGAUGCAGACACAUUUUGACACUGGCUUAAUCUUUCUGCCCUGUUAAACCCAUUUAGCAGGAGAGGGACAUUCUAAACGUUUACGUUUGCGGCCGAGCUAACUUUGUCAUACAAACCUCUAUAUGAGUCCCAAAUGGCACCCUAUUCUCUUUUAUAGUUUACUACUUUUGACCAGUAGUGCACUAUAUAGGGAAUAGGGUGCCAUUUGGGACACACACUCUCUGAAGGACUGAAAGGAAGUGAACUUGAUGAGACUCAAACUGUUUGUAAGACAUGGUGUUCUAGCCCAGGGACAAUCUCUUCGGUCUUUAACACAACAGGUUUUUUAUUAAGCACGGACUGACCUCUUGGAAGAGAACCCAAGUGUCUGGUUUAGCCUUUAGAGGUUCUGGUUCGUCAAUGGCUAUUUGUCAGAGUGUUACUGCAAAUUGGGAAAAUAGCAGCUGAAACACACACACACACACACACACACACACACACACAAAGAAACUAAGAAGUGUAAUGUGUAAUCAGGAAAAGGGUGGAGGAGUGUGACAUUUGCACGCCAUGGUCUUAGAGAGCACAAGCUGUUCUCUGGUUUCCUCAAUAGCUUUUAUUAAUGAUAAACAUUAGGUAAUUCUGGAGCAGGUCACUACUCUACACGCCAGACACUGUUCUCUAUUAGAUGGGCCUAAGAGAGAAGAAAACUGGAAAGCAGAGAGAGAGGGAUAGACAGAGCGAAAGAGAGAGGGGAGCAGAUUGAGAAAGAGAGGGAGAGGGGAGAAAUAGAGAGAGACCAAAGACAAAGGCAGAAGGAGGAAAAGGCAGAACAGAGAGAAGGAGAGAAAUGUCCAGGGAGAGAUCGUUGGUGUCUUGUGUUACUAUGUGUGGGCGUUUAAAGAAUGAACAGAAAGGAUGGAGGGAUGAGGGAGGAGGGAAGAGUGCGAGCCGAGGGCCUCAGUAAGUUUUUCCUCUGUCGCUUCCAGGUCGCGGCUGAUAGCUCAUUAGUGUAGAACCUUCUCCACAUCUGUGUGCCCUCGGGUCACCAUGGCAGCCAGGUUCACCGCCUUGCCGUGGGAGAGACAGUUCAUCUGCAUCCCAAAUGGCACCCUACUCCCUAAGUAGUGCACUACUUUUGACCAGGGCCCAUAGUGAUUCCCAUAGGGCUCUGGUCAAAAGUAGUGCACAAUAUAGAGAUAGAGUGCCAUUUGGGACGCAGGCAGGGCAGGGCGAGGGACCACAGUGGUUGGCUGCCAGCGGUUGCCACGACGAUGAUUGCCCAUUGGUCAAGGCUUCUAUGUCUGUACUGUGUCACCCGGUCUCUUGGGUCUCAGUUUGGAAGUGGUAAAAGUUAUGUCCAAAACCCGAAAACUUAAAGCAGACAUUGAAUAUCCCUUUGAUCAUGGUGAAGUUAUUAAUUAUACUUUGGAUGGUGUAUCAAUACACCCAGUCACUACAAAGAUACAGGCGUCCUUCCUAACUCUGUUACCGGAGAGGAAAGAAUGUGCUCAGGGAUUUCACCAUAAGGCCAAUGGUGACUUUAAAACAGUUACAGAGUUUAAUGGCUGUGAUAGGAGAAAACUGAGGAUGGAUCAACAACAUUGUAGUUACUCCACAAUACUAACCUAAUUGACAGAGUGAAAAGAAGGAAGGCUGUAUAGAAUAAAAAUAUUCCAAAACAUGCAUCCUGUUUGCAACAAGGCACUAAAGUAAUACUGCACAAAAUGUGGCAAAGCAAUUAACUUUGUCUUGAAUACAAAGUGUUAUGUUUGGGGCAAAUCCAAUACAACACGUUACUGAGUACCACUCUCCAUAUUUUCAAGCAUAGUGGUGGCUGCAUCAUGUUAUGGGUAUGCUUGUAAUCGUUAAGGACUGGGGAGUUUUACAGGAUAAAAAUGGAAUGGAAUGGAGCUAAGCACAGGCAAAAUCCUAGAGGGAACCUGGUUCAGUCUGCUUUCCACCAGACACUGGGAGAUUAAUUCACCUUUCAGCAGGACAAUAGUCUAAAACACAAGGCCAAAUCUACACUGGAGUUGCUUACCAAGAAAACAGUGAAUGUUCCUGAGUGGCCAAGUUACAGUUUUGACUUAAAUCUACUUGAAAAUCUAUGGCAAGACCUGGAAAUGUUUGUCUAGCAAUGAUCAACAAUCAAUUUGACAGAGCUUGGAUAAUUUUUUAAAGAAUAAUGGGCAAAUAUUGUAGCACAAUCCAGGUGUGGAAAGCUCUUAGAGACUUACCCAGAAAGACUCACAGCUGUGAUCGCUGCCAAAAGUGCUUCUACAUAGUAUUGACUCGGGUGUGAAUACUUAUGUAAAUGAGAUAUUUCUGUAUUUCGUUGUCAGUACAUUUUCAAAAGUUUCUGAAAACAUGUUUUCACUUUGUCAUUAUGGGGUUUUGUGUGUAGAUGGGUGAGAAAAAAUAAAUAUAUAAUCCAUUAUGAAUUCAGGCUGUAACACUAAAAUGUGGAAUAAGUCAAGGGGUAUGAAUACUUUCUGAAGGCACUGUAUGCUGUUUCUCUCUCUUUCUCUUUCUCUCUCUUUCACUCACUCGCUCGCUCGCUUUCUCUUAUUGUAUUAUGCCUGGCACUCCUCUGACAGUUAAAAGAGGGGGAUGAGAGUUAGAUGAAACAGACCAUAGACUGUGGAGUGUUGUUUAGGCUUCAGGCCCCACUACUCACUCAAUAGCCUCUCUAUGGAACAGCUGUGGGCUGGAGAGAGUGAAGAGGGGGGAGAGGAGGAAAGAGCGAGAGAAGACAGGAAAAGGGAGAGAGGUGUAUAGUGAGACGAAAGAGAGAGAAAUAGACAGAGGGAGGAACAAAUACAGAAGUAGUGCACUAAAUAGGGUAGCUCAGUUGGUAGAGCACGGCGCUUGCAACGCCAGGGUUGUGGGUUCGUUUCCCACGGGGGGCCAGUAUGAAAAAUGGAUGCACUCACUAACUGUAAGUCGCUCUGGAUAAGAGCGUCUGCUAAAUGACUAAAAUGUAAAAUGUAUAGGGAGCCAUUUUGAAAGCAGACCUGGAGUGUUCUCUCACAGAAAGUGUCUGUAGUGUCUGUUCCAGUGGACAGUAAGUUGAGGAUUAGUGUGUAGUCUGGACCGGUGGCGGUGGCAUUCAGCUGGUCUGGCCCCCACUGGUAGAAAUGAACACCUCAUCUUGGCCUUGGGCAAGAAAGAAGUACUCUGAGAAAGAUGGAGAAGAGAAAGGAGGGAGUGGAAGGGAGAGGAGGAGAGAGGAGGGAGUGGAGGAGCGAGUUGUUCAAAAGAAAAGAAAGAGAAAGAGAGCGACAAAGAUGGAUAACAUUUACAUUUACAUUUAAGUCAUUUAGCAGACGCUCUUAUCCAGAGCGACUUACAGGAGCAAUUAGGGUUAAGUGCCUUGCUCAAGGGCACAUUUACGUAAUUUAGCAGACGCUCUAGUCCAGAGCGACUCACAAAUUGAUGCAUUCACCCUAUAGCCAGUGGGAUAACCACUUUACAAAUUUUUUUUUGGGGGGGGGGGAGCUCUAGAGGGGGAUAGAGGUGAGGAAAGAAAGAAACAAGAAAGAGGGGCCAAGGAAAGAUUAGAAAGGGAAAGCAAAGAACGUCAGAGACUUGGGAGAUGGGAAUAGGUCAAGAAAAAGAAGGAGUGGGAGUUGCAAUAAUCAAUGAGAGAGAGAGAGUAGAGAGAGAGGGAGGCUUGGCCCGUGUGGAUUCCUCAGCAGGAGGAAAUGUUUAGCAUAACUUCUGGCUCUGCUCGUUCCGGGAGUUAUAUUUAGAUCUAACAGGCAGGGUUGCUCAAACGCAACAUAUACAGUGGGGAAAAAAAGUAUUUAGUCAGCCACCAAUUGUGCAAGUUCUCCCACUUAAAAAGAUGAGAAAGGCCUGUAAUUUUCAUCAUAGGUACACGUCAACUAUGACAGACAAAAUGAGAUUUUUUUUCUCCAGAAAAUCACAUUGUAGGAUUUUUAAUGAAUUUAUUUGCAAAUUAUGGUGGAAAAUAAGUAUUUGGUCAAUAACAAAAGUUUCUCAAUACUUUGUUAUAUACCCUUUGUUGGCGAUGACACAGGUCAAACGUUUUCUGUAAGUCUUCACAAGGUUUUCACACACUGUUGCUGGUAUUUUGGCCCAUUCCUCCAUGCAGAUCUCCUCUAGAGCAGUGAUGUUUUGGGGCUGUCGCUGGGCAACACAGACUUUCAACUCCCUCCAAAGAUUUUCUAUGGGGUUGAGAUCUGGAGACUGGCUAGGCCACUCCAGGACCUUGAAAUGCUUCUUACGAAGCCACUCCUUCGUUGCCCGGGCGGUGUGUUUGGGAUCAUUGUCAUGCUGAAAGACCCAGCCACGUUUCAUCUUCAAUGCCCUUGCUGAUGGAAGGAGGUUUUCACUCAAAAUCUCACGAUACAUGGCCCCAUUCAUUCUUUCCUUUACACGGAUCAGUCAUCCUGGUCCCUUUGCAGAAAAACAGCCCCAAAGCAUGAUGUUUCCACCCCCAUGCUUCACAGUAGGUAUGGUGUUCUUUGGAUGCAACUCAGCAUUCUUUGUCCUCCAAACACGACGAGUUGAGUUUUUACCAAAAAGUUCUAUUUUGGUUUCAUCUGACCAUAUGACAUUCUCCCAAUCCUCUUCUGGAUCAUCCAAAUGCACUCUAGCAAACUUCAGACGGGCCUGGACAUGUACUGGUUUAAGCAGGGGGACACGUCUAGCACUGCAGGAUUUGAGUCCCUGGCGGCGUAGUGUGUUACUGAUGGUAGGCUUUGUUACUUUGGUCCCAGCUCUCUGCAGGUCAUUCACUAGGUCCCCCCGUGUGGUUCUGGGAUUUUUGCUCACCGUUCUUGUGAUCAUUUUGACCCCACGGGGUGAGAUCUUGCGUGGAGCCCCAGAUCGAGGGAGAUUAUCAGUGGUCUUGUAUGUCUUCCAUUUCCUAAUAAUUGCUCCCACAGUUGAUUUCUUCAAACCAAGCUGCUUACCUAUUGCAGAUUCAGUCUUCCCAGCCUGGUGCAGGUCUACAAUUUUGUUUCUGGUGUCCUUUGACAGCUCUUUGGUCUUUGCCAUAGUGGAGUUUGGAGUGUGACUGUUUGAGGUUGUGGACAGGUGUCUUUUAUACUGAUAACAAGUUCAAACAGGUGCCAUUAAUACAGGUAACGAGUGGAGGACAGAGGAGCCUCUUAAAGAAGAAGUUACAGGUCUGUGAGAGCCAGAAAUCUUGCUUGUUUGUAGGUGACCAAAUACUUAUUUUCCACCAUAAUUUGCAAAUAAAUUCAUUAAAAAUCCUACAAUGUGAUUUUCUGGAAAAAAAAUUCUCAUUUUGUCUGUCAUAGUUGACGUGUACCUAUGAUGAAAAUUACAGGCCUCUCUCAUCUUUUUAAGUGGGAGAACUUGCACAAUUGGUGGCUGACUAAAUAAUUUUUUCCCCCACUGUACAUUCCCAACAUAGUUGACAAGGUAAGGAGAAGGGCUGUGGAGUUUAUCGCAACCUAUUCCCUACAUAGUGCACGACUACUGCUAUGGGCUCUGGUCAAAAGUAGUGCACUAUAUAGAGAAUAGGGUGCCAUUUGGGACACAGUCACAGAUCCACAUGGUGUGACUUGAUAGGAUGUUAUUAUAUAAAUAGUAACGGCUCUAUUCUUUAAAGUCCCCAAUCAAUCUAAUACUGAGGAUGUGUGUUGAGUUUUUACAGACCCCUUAAGAGAGAAACCAGGAAAGGCAUUCACAGAGAAACCAUGCACAGUGAAUUAAACUCACUACCCAAGGAGCAACUGUGUACUGCAAUUUUACACUGUUAGGCAUACUGUAUGCUACAUGUCCGAUGUCAUGGUGGCUACACAGCAAACCCUCCAGACGAACACAAUCCUGCGAUCACAUAGUUCAACGCAUAAUCAACCCAUAAUCAACCAUUCACUGCAUAAUACAGUUGAAGUCGGAAGUUUACAUACAUAAAACUCGUUUUCAACCACUGCACAGAUUUCUUGUUAACAAACUAUAGUUUUGGCAAGUCGGUUAGGACAUGUACUUUGUGCAUGACACAAGUAAUGUUUCCAACAAUUGUUUACAGACAGAUUAUUUCACUGUAUCACAAUUCCAGUGGGUCAGAAGUUUACAUACACUAAGUUGACUGUGCCUUUAAACAGCUUGGAAAAUUCCAGAAAAUGAUGUUAUGGCUUUAGAAGCUUCUGAUAGGCUAAUUGACAUCAUUUGAGUCAAUUGGAGGUGUACCUGUGGAUGUAUUUCAAGGCCUACCUUCAAACUCAGUGCCUCUUUGCUUGACAUCAUGGGAAAAUCAAAAGAAAUCAGCCAAGACCUGAAGGUACCACGUUCAUCUGUACAAACAAUAGUACGCAAGUAUAAACACCAUGGGACCACGCAGCCGUCAUACUGCUCAGGAAGGAGACGCGUUCUGUCUCCUAGAGAUUAACGUACUUUUGUGCGAAAAGUGCAAAUCCAUCCCAGAACAACAGCAAAGGACCUUGUGAAGAUGCUGGAGGAAACAGGUACAAAAGUAUCUAUAUCCACAGUAAAACUAGUCCUAUAUCGACAUAACGUGAAAGGCCGCUCAGCAAGGAAGAAGCCACUGCUCCAAAACCGCCAUAAAAAAGCCAGACUACGGUUUGCAACUGCACAUGGGGACAAAGAUCGUACUUUUUGGAGAGAUGUCCUCUGGUCUGAUGAAACAAAAAUAGAACUGUUUGGCCAUAAUGACCAUCGUUAUGUUUGGAGGAAAAAGGAGGUUGCUUGCAAGCCGAAGAACACCAUCCCAACCGUGAAGCACGGGGGUGGCAGCAUCAUGCUGUGGGGGUGCUUUGCUACAGGAGGGACUGGUGCAAUUCACAAAAUAGAUGGCAUCAUGAGGAAGGAAAAUUAUGUGGAUAUAUUGAAGCAACAUCUCAAGACAUUAGUCAGGAAGUUAAAGCUUGGUCACAAAUGGGUCUUCCAAAUGAACAAUGACCCCAAGCAUACUUCCAAAGUUGUGGCAAAAUGGCUUAAGGACAACAAGGUCAAGGUAUUGGAGUGGCCAUCACAAAGCCCUGACCUCAACCCUAUAGAACAUUUGUGGGCAGAGCUGAAAAAGCGUGUGCGAGCAAGGAGGCCUACAAACCUGAUUCAGUUACACCAGCCCUGUCAGGAGGAAUGGGCCAAAAUUCACCCAACUUAUUGUGGGAAGCUUGUGGAAGGCUACCCGAAACAUUUGACCCAAGUUAAACAAUUUAAAGGCAAUGCUACCAAACACUAAUUGAGUGUAUGUAAAUUUCUGACCCACUGGGAAUGUGAUGAAAGAAAUAAAAGCAGAAAUAAAUCAUUCUCUCUAUUAUUAUUCAGACAUUUCACAUUCUUAAAAUAAAGUGGUGAUCCUAACUGACCUAAGACAGGGAAUUUGUACUAGGAUUAAAUGUCAGGAAUUGUGAAAAACUAAGUUUAAAUGUAUUUGGCUAAGGUGUAUGUAAACUUCUGACUUCAACUGUAUGUGGUGGGUUACAUAUUUAACAAAGCGCCGCACUAUUACAGCAGAAAACUGACAAGGACCAAUGGAACGGGUGGAUCCCCGGCCUGGUCUAGUAGCCAAGUCUACACAGUAUCUACACCACUGUGUGUCUCUUCCCAGGGUUCCAAUAUAACAGACACGUGUACAGAGAUGUUGAUGCAUGGAGUCCUGCUGAAGAUCUCAGCUGGUAACAUCCAGGAACGCAUCUUCUUCCUCUUCGACAACCUGCUGGUUUACUGCAAGAAGAAAAACAGGUGUGACCGGACUGCCACACCUCUCUCUGACAUCUUUGUUUCCCCUUACCAUAGGCUUGUACAGAUACUUCAAGCAGCACCAGCUACUUUCUAUCAAUCUCCACUGUGUGUUGUUUCAUUAGCCAGAAGGGCACUGUAUAGUUCGCUAGCCUAGGUAUCUACUUGUUUCUAUGUGUUGCCUUGCCUUGUGUGACGAGACAAUGUUAAAUUGGCUUGAAUGUUGUUCCCAGGCGUUUAAAAAACAGCAAGGCGGUUACAGAGGGACCUCGUUACCUGUUCAGAGGGAGAAUCAACACAGAGGUGAUGGAAGUGGAGAACGUAGAUGAUGGAACAGGUGAGUUCUACCCGUAACAGGUCACUCAGGGUGUGUCUCAAAUGGCACCCUAUUCCCUAAAUAGUGCACAACUUUUAAACAGCCAUUUCAGACGCAACCCUUAUCCUAUUUCGCAACCCAACUACCAUCCAAUGCUCGGAGGAAACCCUGAGCUAACAACAAAAGGCAUCUUUAUUGCAGUAUUUCUUCUGUCAAAAGUGGAUUCGUUAUCUCCAUGUACUGCAGACAAUCUGCAUUUCUUUAUGUAGACAAUCAAUUCAAUUUUUAGUGCGGCAACACAUUGUUCCCAAUUUGCUGUUUGGGAGGAAUUGAUUUUGUCUCCACGGAUCAGAACACAUUUAUAUUAUCUUUGCUUCUUACUUUGUACGUCCCAAAUGGCACCCUAUUCCCUACAUAGUGCAGUAAUUUUGACCAGGGCACAUAGGGCUGUGGUCAAAGGUAGUGCACUAUAAAGAGAAUAGGGUGUCAUUUGGAACUCUGAACACAUUUAAUAACACAUUGUUAUUAGGCGGCAGGUAGCCUAGCGGUAAGAGCGUUGUGCCAGUAACCAAAAGGUCGCUGUGUUGAAUACCCGAGCCGACAAGGUGAAAAAUCUGUCGAUGUGCCCUUGAGCAAGACACUUAACCCUAAUUUACUCCAGGGGUGCGCCGUACUACUAUGGCUGAUGCUGUAAAACAACACAUUUCACUGCACCUAUCUGGUGUAUGUGACAAUAAAAUAUGUAUUUUUUUAUUUUUUCCCAGGAGCACUGAGAUCUCAGAUCUCUAUUUCCUGUUUUGACAGUUAAUCAAUUCAGAGGGUGAACCAGUCGAUCGGGUUAGAUACCCUCCCAGCCAACUGUAUGAAAUGUCAAUAAGUGAUGGAUGAGGAGUGUUUUAAUUUACAGCCUACUUAGAUUUUAUAGUCUACUGCACACAAAGCCAUAACACAGUCUACACUCUUAGAAAAAAAGGUGAUAUCUAGAACCUACAAGGGUUCUUUGGCUGUCCCCAUAGGAGAACCCUUUGAAGAACCCUUGUUGGUUCCAGGAGAAACCUUUUUGGUUUCAAGUAUAACUGUUUUGGGUUCAGUGUAGAACCCUUUCGACAGAGGGUUCUACCUGGAACCCAAAAUGGUUCUACCUGGAACCAAAACGGGUUUUACCUGGAACCAAAAAGGGUUCUCCUAUAGGGACAGCUGAAGAACCCUUUUGGUAGCCUUUUUUCUAAUAGUGUUGGUUCAAAAUGUUGAGAUAAAGGAACUAAAGGGACUGUACGUGGAAUUUACAUUUUAGUCUUAUAGCAGACAGUAGUGCUGAGCAAUUAACCAACAUUUUGGUUAUUUUUCAGUUUUUAAACAACUAAUUGACCGACGUCGGUUUAAUUAUUUGAAUUCCAUUUCGUUAGUUUUUUUUCUGUGCGCUCAAUGCGCACAUUGCACAGUUUCUCUAGAGAUAAAUCAGAUCCAACCUGAACUGUGCGAUGUAGUAUAAUAAUAAUAAUAAUAAUAAUAUGACAUUUAGCAGACGCUUUGAUCCAAAGCGACUUACAGUCAUGCGUGCAUACAUUUUUGUGUAUGGGUGGUCCCGGGGAUGUAUGGAGUUGUAGUUUCCAACAGGCCAAUAUUCUACAUAGUUUAGCGCAUAAAACUUGGUAAUUAACUACAAUGACCAUAAUCAAUUGCGCAUCUACUUGUCCGGUCUGUGUUUCUUUUACGCCUGCUACGGAAGAGACAGACGAAUGUGUGAUCAUGAGGUGAUAUAGAGAGCAGCUGUUGCUUCGUGAGUUGUCUAUUCCUGAAAAUACAUGAUCUAAUUGUCAUUGUUGGUAUUCAGCAGUCAUAAAGGUAUGCCUUAUUUACUUUGAGGAACCACUAAAAUAGUGAUUUAGUCAGACAGCAUAGGCAGCAGCUCUAUAGAGAUGAGAUGAUGACUUGGAAUGAAAUAAUAGUCAUCAAAUAAAAUAAAUGUAAUAUACCCAACAAUGGAAAUAUUUUUGUAAAGUAAUGUGAAUAAAUGAGUGUUUAUAAGUGAUAAGCAGUAGUGGGCAGUCACUACCAUCAUGGGACUUUUAUUAAUUGUUUUAUUCUGUUGUUACAGCAUUCAACCCACAUAAUGCAUAGUGCAUUUGAUCGACCGACCUCAAAAAGCACUAAUCGCUCUGCACUAGCCUUCUCUCUAAACGUAUCCCUCCACUGCUAGUUGGCUGAUGGUGGGUGGGUCUAUUUUCUUACAGCCUUGACAGCUGAAGGUUAUACAAAUGCCAUCUUCCAGGCAUGGUGACAAGUCUCUGCGCACACACACACACACUCUCACACACACUCUCUCUCACACACACACACACACACACACACACACACACACACACACACACACACACACACACACACACACACACACACACACACACAACACAGUUAACUCUAGCUGUGUGUGUUGGUCCAGUACAGCCACUCAUUAUCAGUUAAGUUUUUUAGAAGCAAUCAUUUCCUCCCCAGCAGACUUAAUAUUGGGUGUUUUUGGGAGAUGGAUGGGAUUGGGCUUGGAUGGGAUGGAUGGGAUUGUAGGGGGGGGGGGGGGGGAACAGGCCCUAUAACUGUCUUCGCCACUAUACGCCUGCCAAGGCUACCAGUAAUAUGAUAGAUUCUAACGCACGGACGCACGCACACACACACACACACACACACUACAGCUUUGUUAGGCCACGGACAGACAGGGGAUUCUGCCUCUGUUACACACAUGUGCUCCAGAGGAUCUAGGAGCAGAGAGGGAUAGGAUUUGUAAAUUCCAUUUAAUCUCUCCUUCCCUCUGUUUCCGGAAGAAUGAUGUGAUGUUAGCUUAUUCUUGCUAAAAGGCCUAGCAGUCAACAAGCAUAAACUACUGCAAAACUGUGCAAAGAAAAUUGUCAUAAAUCCUUCAAGUAGUCAACGGAACAAAGGAAGCUGAUUUUAUUGACGUUCCAGAAGGGAAGUACUCUGGUAUUGAGAUAAUGUGAAAUGACCUGAGUUAUUCUUGUCGGUUCUGGCACAGGCCUCAUCCUGAACCUACUGUGGGAUUUAUAAUGGAGUAGUAAUGAGUUAGCUACUACUGCUGUGCUUUUAGCCUGGACUUAAUACUAUGGCAAUGUAGAUGACAGAUUCCUUUUCUAAAUUCUGUAUUACAUAUUCUGUAUUCCAUAUUCCAUAUUCCGUAAUCAGAUUCUGUGUUCCACUCUGCUUUGUUUACACCUAAAGUACAUCCAUUCUUUCAUGGAUACAGAUGCUGAGAGAUGGAUUGUUCUCUAUUUCAAACAAACAGGCUAGAAGAAAUCCCAAAACUCAAAUAAGACACCAGAGGGCCACAACAGAAGUGAAUCUGUUGCUCCAACCCUUUGGACCCUUAGGUUGAGGCACCUUGGUAUAAGAGGAGUGAAGGAAUGUGGCCGUGUCUCUGAGGCUGCGUCCCUAAUGACACCCUAUUCCCUAUGUAGUGCACUACUUCAACCAAGGCCCAUAGAAGUGCACAAUAUAUAUGGGAAUAGGGUGCCAGUCCUGGUCAAUAGUAGUGCACUAUGUGGGAAUAGGGUGCCAUUUGGGACGCAUACUAAGUGUGUUGUGUUUGUGUGUCUCUUGGUUUGCAGCGGAUUACCACAGCAGCGGGAACAUAGUGAACAACGGCUGGAAGAUCCACAACACAGCAAAGAACAAGUGGUUUGUGUGCAUGGCCAAGACCCCAGAGGAGAAACAGGAGUGGCUGGAGGCUAUCCUCAAAGAGAGGGAGAGGAGAAAAAGUUAGUAGUCAUAUAGUAUCUGAUACUGUUGGCGUAGUCGUGUGUGUGAGAACCAUAAUACAACCGAAACGCACCCUAUACCCUAAAUAGUGCACUCUGUAGGCAAUAUGGUGCCGUUUGGGAAACCUUAGUGGAAGUCAGUAUAUCCUCCUAUCCAGUGGUGAUUUUAGCAUGUAAAUCUUGGUGGGGCAAACAAACAAAAAAUUUGAGGGGAUGCAUGCCAGCUAAGCCACAGCACAACACUAAAAAAUACAUGAAUUGCACUAUAAUGGUGACAAACGGUGCCCACAAACUGUUAGGGCCUACAUAAAGCUCUCCUAACAGCAGAGUCCCAACAGCAGUCCCAACACCUUACCACUGCUGCCCCUGGCUAUCAGCGGAGCCUUGUCUGGCAGCGAAACAGUUCAUUCAUCCUCAUUUACUGCCUUUAAAAAAAAACAUGGCUGACUUUAACAAAUGUGGUUUCUACUGACAAUUGAGAUGUACAAACUAUGGCAUAAGGGGACAACAAGUGGAUAAGAGGCAAUCCGUAAUUUCGAUUAAGACAAUAAUGAGCAAGCUAGGACGGACAUAGUCAAUAUAACUAUUUGUUCAGCACUUUUGAAAUGUACAGCGACAGAAUUCAGAACAUGGGCCAUUCUUACAAUGUUCUCCCUGUUCACCAAGUCAGAACCGUAGCUAAGAUUUUUAAAGUAUGAUGUUGACAUGAUCAGUCCAAUCAAAGUGCCUUGCAAAAGUAUUCACCCCCUUUGCUAUGAAGCCCCUAAAUAAGAUAUGGUGCAACCAAUUACCUUCAGAAGUCACAUAAUUAGUUAAAUAAAGUCCACCUGUGUGCAAUCUAAGUGUCACAUGAUCUGUCACAUGAUCUCAGUAUAUAUACACCUGUUCUGAAAGGCCCCAGAGUCUGCAACAUCACUAAGCAAGGGGCACCAACAAGCAAAAAGCACCAUGAAGACCAAGGAGCUCUCCAAACAGGUCAGGGACAAAGUUGUGGAGAAGUACAGAUCAGGGUUGGGUCAUAAAAAAAUUACAGAAACUUUGAACAUCCCACGGAGCACCAUUAAAUCCAUUAUUAAAAAAUGGAAAGAAUAUGGCACCACAACAAACCUGCCAAGAGAGGGCCGCCCACCAAAACUCACGGACCAGGCAAGGAGGGCAUUAAUCAGAGAGGCAACAAAGAGACCAAAGAUAACCCUGAAGGAGCUGCAAAGCUCCACAGCUGAGAUUUUGGAGUAUCUGUCCAUAGGACCACUUUAAGCCGUACACUCCACAGAGCUGGGCUUUACGGAAGAGUGGCCAGAAAAAAGCCAUUGCUUAAAGGAAGAAAAAGCAAACACGUUUGGUGUUCGCCAAAAGACUCCACAAACAUAUGGAAGAAGGUACUCUGGUCAGAUGAGACUAACAUUGAGCUUUUUGGCCAUCAAGGAAAACGCUAUGUCUGGCGCAAACCCAACACCUCUCAUCACCCCAAGAACACCAUCCCCACAGUGAAGCAUGGUGAUGGCAGCAUCAUGCCGUGGGGAUGUUUUUCAUCGGCAGGGACUGGGAAACUGGUCAGAAUUCAAGGAAUGAUGGAUUGCGCUAAAUACAGGGAAAGUCUUUAGGGAAACCUGUUUCAGUCUUCCAGUGAUUUGAGACUGGGACGGAGGUUCACCUUCCAGCAGGACAAUGACCCUAAGCAUACUGCUAAAGCAACACUUGAGUGGUUUAAGGGGAAACAUUUAAAUGUCUUGGAAUGGCCUAGUCAAACCCAGACCUCAAUCCAAUUGAGAAUCUGUGUUAUGACUUAAAGAUUGCUGUACACCAGCUGAACCCAUCCAACUUGAAGGAGCUGGAGCAGUUUUGCCUUGAAGAAUGGCCAAAAAUCCCAAUGACUAGAUGUGCCAAGCUUAUAGAGACAUACCCCAAGAGACUUGCAACUGUAAUUGCUGCAAAAGGUGGCUCUACAAAGUAUUGAGAAUAGUUAUGCACGCUCAAGUUUUCACAAUAAAACAUAUUUUGCAUCUUCAAAGUGGUAGGCAUGUUGUGCAAAUCAAAUGAUACAAACCCCCAAAAAAUCAAUUUUAAUUCCAGGUUGUAAGGCAACAAAAUAGGAAAAAUGCCUAAGGGGUUGAAUACUUUCGCAAGCCACUGUAGAUAUAACGUGAUUUGACAUCAUUUUAUCUGUGGCCAAUGAUCUUGAGCCUUCUUGGAUGGGCACGUCUAAUGUAACUCUAUGACAGCAUCCAAGGGGCUUGAAUUUAAGAGCCCUAUCCUUAGAUUUGGCAGUGAUGUAGUGUCCCCAUGAGUGACAGAACACUGAGCCAAUCAAGGCGCAACUAGAGAACAUUACCAACCCCUACGCUCCGUAUUUUCCGCUGGCUGCCCCACAUCCACAGAAAGCGCUGAGCUAGGCUGAAACACCUGCAUUUUGGAGCUGCCUUACUCAAGAAAGCAAAAAAGAGACCAUGUUUGUAUAGAGGGUUUAUUAACUCAAUGAUAAAAAAAAAGGUUUACAUUGUUUGCAAAGUGAUAUGUGACACGUAUUAAUGCCAAAAUAACAUGCAAAAACUAGUUUAUUUUUAUUUAAUGUAUUUCUUUGCUAAAAAUGUGGGGCUCUGCCCCACCUGCACUGAAUGACGGGUCGCCACUGCUCCUAUCUAAGAUACUAGUUGUGGCAGGCACAAGAACUAGACUUGCAGGUAGAAUGAAUAGACCUGAACUCUUUUCCUAACACAAGAUGUCUUCUGUUGAGUCUAUUUCUAUCCUCUUGCUCCUCUUGCUCCUCCUCCUGCUCCUCCUUCCCCCUCUCUUCCUGCUUUUCCACAUGCUCCUCCUCCUCCACCUGCUCCUCCUCCUCCACUGCUCCCCCUGCUCUCCCUCCUCCUUCUCCUCCUCUGCUCCUCCUCCUGCUCUCCCUCCUCCUGCUCCUCUUCCUGCUCCACCUCCUGCUCCUGCUCCUUCUCCUUCUCCUGCUGCUCCUCCUGCUCUCCCUCCUCCUGCUCCUGCUCCUCCUCCUUCUCCUGCUGCUCCUCCUGCUCUCCCUCCUCCUCCUCCUGCCUCUCCUCCUGCUCCUCCUCUCCUGCUGCUCCUCCUGCUCUCCCUCCUCCUCCUCCUGCCUUUCCUCCUGCUCCUUCCUCCUUCUCCUGCUGCUCCUCCUGCUCUCCCUCCUCCUCCUCCUGCCUCUCCUCCUGCUCCUCCUCCUGCUCCUCCUCCUGUAGUGUUUCAGCACCAGGGUAUGAUAUGCCUAACUACUUUAAUGUGAGAAGACAAAUUAGAUGAGAUGGAUUGAUAGAGACAGUAUACUAUUUCUAUAUCAGCAUACAUAUACAGAUGUGGUCCUAUAUAUUGGUACCCUGGCACUUUACAAUGGAGUGCAAUGGAGCAGAAUGUUCUGUUUUCUCUUUUCAAAACUGGUUGAAUGGCUAUUUUUACCUUGUAGGCACCUGCUACUUACCACAGUUGAGAUACAUUACACAUAAACAAACCAAAUUAAUUAGAAUUUUGAAUAAUUUAGUCCAUGCCGUUUUUGACUUUGAAGUGAAACAUCUAAAUUUCAGUUUAGAUAUGUUUUUCUGUUUUAGUCCUGUGCAGUUAUAAAUCAAACAAUUUCAACUGAUUUUAGAAGAAAUAGUGAAUAUUAUAUUUGACCGCAUCUGUACCAAUGGGAAACAUUACUCCUUUGACUGUCGCCUUCCUUCCUUCCCUCUAGCGUUGAGGCUGGGGAUGGAGCAGGACACGUGGGUGAUGGUGUCAGAGAAAGGAGAGAAGCUCUAUCACCUGAUGACUAAGCAGGGACACCUCAUCAAGGACAGGAAACGCAAGCUCACCACAUUCCCUAAGUGCUUCCUGGGAAGGUAGGAGUCCAAUACUUACCUAUGACUGAUCUCUCUAGCUCUCUCUCUCUCAUGCAGGUGUCAGUAGUGGGUGUCUGCGUUUGGGUUUUUCUGUGUGUUUGUGUGUGUGUCUCUCUCUCUCUCUCUCUCUCUCUCUCUCUCUCUCUCUCUCUCUCUCUCUCUCUGUAUUUCCUGGGAAGGAAGACCUCCCUCCCUGACCUAUAA